AUGCAUCAGAAAUCAUCAAGUGGGUCUGAAUAUGAAUUAAAAUUUAGAGAUUCAAGCAUACCAAAAGAAUUAUCAAAUUCAUCUCCACAAAUUGGAAAACAAUCAAAUGCAUCCGAUGAUUCAAUUAAUUUAAAAGAUGCAGGUAAUUUACCAAAUGAUCAUUACAAACUGAAAUUAUCACCAAUACGAUAUAAAUUUAGAGAAUUUUUGUUACCCAUAAUACGAUAUGAAACAAAUAUUUUAUACAAUUUACAAACUAAAAUUAGAAAUCCAAUAUUUGAUUUUUAUUUUGCAUGGACUGCAAAUCUAGCUAGUCAUACUUUUUAUGUAUUAAUGUUACCUCCUCCAUUAUGGUUUGGUGCGAGUCAAUUAAGUAGAGAUUUAAUUUAUGUUUUAGGUUUGGGAAUUUAUUUCACUGGGUUUUUAAAAGAUUAUUUUUGUUUACCUAGACCUAGAAGUCCUCCGUUACAUAGAAUUACAAUGAGUUCAUAUACUACACAAGAAUAUGGAUUUCCAUCAUCUCAUUCAGCAAAUGCAACUGCUGUUACAUUAGUUUUAUUAUCAAGAGUUUAUAAAUAUGGAGAUAGUUUAACUACGAGUACUUAUUAUUCAUUGAUUAUUGGAUUAACUAUUUAUUAUUUUUCAUUAAUUUUCGGUAGAUUAUAUUGUGGAAUGCAUGGGUUUUUAGAUAUAUUUAUUGGUUCAUCCGUAGGAGGUGCAUUAUUUUUAUUCAGACAUUAUUAUGGGAUUGUAUGGGAUAACUUCAUAUUUAAUCAAGGGUUAAUACUAGGUUCAUUAUUGAUUUUAGUGUUGUUUAUUGGUUUGAUUCAUUUUCAUUCUGAACCAGUUGAUGAUUGUCCAUGUUUUGAUGAUUCUGUUGCAUUCAUAGGUGUUUUGAUUGGAUUAGAUCUUUCUCAUUUAGUUGCAUUUCAUACUAAAUUUUAUCUUCAAUUUAAUGAUAUUAAUGAUUUAUAUCUUAUUCCAUUUGAAAAUAAAGGUAUAGUGAUGCUUACAAUUCGUUUCUUAGUUGGUGUAACAUUAGUGGUCAUUUGGAAAUCAUUAUCAAAACCAAUAAUAUUUACUAUACUUCCCCCAAUUUAUAAAUUCAUAGGUAUUUAUCUUCCAAGAAGAAAUUUUAUAUCUACAGCUCAUACAGAUUCUUCAAUUGGUAGAAUUAGAGCUACUUCAAUUUCAAAUGAUGUUUCUCAAAUUGGUGAUUUAAAUAAUUUCCUUAAAGGUGUUACUGAUCAUAAUAGAAUUGAUAAUAUUGGGCCAUCAUCAGAAAUUGAUUAUUACGAAAUUUUGGAUUAUAAUAAUAAAAAUAAAAAUGGAAGUAGUUAUGAUUUGGAUAAGUUGAAUUUUAAAAGUGGUGUGUUUAAAUAUAGAUAUGAUGUUGAAAUUGUCGGUAGAUUAAUUGUUUAUGCUGGAGUUUCAAUUACAACAAUUUGGACUUUUACAUUUGUUUCAAUGUAUUUGAUAGAGAUUUAG
Insectozyma verbasci is the source of this 1488-nucleotide messenger RNA. The record is from the annotation of a GenBank genome assembly. Lineage: Eukaryota; Fungi; Ascomycota; Pichiomycetes; Serinales; Debaryomycetaceae.